AUGUCUACACAACGAAAAGCAUAUAAGAAUCAUCUGAAAAGAUUUAGUAAUAAUUCAUCGUCAUCAUCUAAUAAUAAUAGUUCUUCGACUGAAUUAACUAGUUUGUUGGAAAUGUUCCCAGACUGGGAAGCAGAUGAUUUAUCAAGUUUAUUGUCUGAACAUAAUAAUAUCUUAGAAGUCGUCAUUGACUUAAUUGUUAACAAUAAAGUUGCCAAAUGGGAACCAAUCAAAAAGGAAGCUAAAAAUAAGAAGAAAGAAAAGGAAAAUGAUGAGUUUGUUAAUGUGCCUAAUACUACUGUUACUGCAAAUAACACAACACAUAGUAGUUCUGCCGAGCAUGGUCAUAAAUUAAAUAAAUAUCACAAAGAGGCACAUCCAUCCAACAAUAAGUCUAAAUUCAGUUCAAAGGGACCUCAUAGUAAGAAGCCACAUCCAAAGUUUGCCGGCAAGGAUGCAUCUCCUAGCGCACCAACUGCAACUGCAAAUGCAACUACAUCUACAUCUACAUCUACAUCUGGAGCUACAUCUGCGCCAUCGUCAAAUUCAUGGGCAGCAGCAUUAUCAAAGGAUGGAGUAAAGGUAAAUAACAAGUCACAUAAGGAAUCAAAGUCACAACCAGAAACUGAACUUGAACCUGAACCUGAACCUGAACCAGUGGCACAAGCUGGCGAAGAACCAGAAGUAAUCAUUGAACAGACAACAACAGUCAUCGAAUCUACAGAAACACCAACCGCCACUAGUAAAUCAAUCUUAAAAGAAGCUACAGUUCCACAACCUAAGCAAGGAUCAUGGGCAUCAGCUAUUACUCCAAAGCCAAAGUCAAAGCCACGCACUAAACAGGCUGUAUCCCAAGAAGCCGCCGAAUCCAAGGGUCAAUUUGAACAAGCUCAAGAAGAGCCAGUCGAAUCCAUCGUUAUUGAAGAAACCACCACCACUAUUCCAGCUGAAUCUGUUCCAGUUGAAGAAACCAAAGAGCAACCAGCCCAAGUGGUCUUACCAACCUCUUCUCAACAAUUAGGCUCAGUUGGUGUAUCUUUUGGUUCAUUAUCUUUAGGUGAAGACGAAAAGGAAUCCCAACCAGAGCAAUCAGCAGAAGAAGUUUCUGCUCCAGCAGCUGACCAAUCUCAACAACAACAACGUUACGGCUUAUACAAUAACCAAGCCCAAAACCAAAACCGUUACAACCAACAA
This is a messenger RNA of Debaryomyces fabryi, 1191 nucleotides long. RefSeq names its product DNA damage-responsive RNA polymerase-degradation factor. The annotation marks the transcript as partial. The transcript has a single exon. NCBI's taxonomy places the organism in Eukaryota, Fungi, Ascomycota, Pichiomycetes, Serinales, Debaryomycetaceae. Gene Ontology annotation, molecular function: ubiquitin binding. The record is from RefSeq and is a predicted model, not a curated record.